UUAAAUUAUUUAACAAUAAUUAAGAAUAAACAAAAAAAUUUAUUAAAAAUGGCAUUCAAACAAGUUUGUACUUCAUUGUUGGUAACAGUAGCUUGUUGCAGCGUUUUAUCAGUGGCAACACCACUCAGUUACUUAAGAGAUAACGACCAAAAUGGUUUCCCUUUCGGAAAUCAAGGCUCAUUUACUUACUUGAGAGAUAAUGACCAAGUAUCAGCCGUUUAUCCAGUACAGUCAGGACCAGUAAACUAUAUCAACAACAUUGGUAGCUCUCAAGUACAAACUAUUGGUUCAUAUCCAGGUGUAAUUGGCAAUGUUGGACUAGUUGGAAACAAUGGAUUUGGUUCCAAUAUCAUAAACAACGUUAAUAACGUAAAUGGAUUAAACGGUUUAUCAACAAUCCAAUAUCCCACUUUUGCACAAGCUCCACUUGUAAGCUACCCAAGUGUUCAACAAGUCUUGCCAGUUGCUCAAUAUGCUGUUCAACAACCAGCUUACAUUGGUGGGCCAGUAGGAUACUCAAACAAUAACAAUCAAAUCACCAACAACCAAGUUGCUCCAGUUGAAAUCAACUAUGGUCGCUAGAAAAUUGUGACCAUAUCAGAAAAAUUUGUUAUUUUUGUGAAAUCAUAAUAAU
Messenger RNA from Chrysoperla carnea, 634 nucleotides. RefSeq lists its product as uncharacterized. Lineage: Eukaryota; Metazoa; Arthropoda; Insecta; Neuroptera; Chrysopidae. The transcript is spliced from 2 exons. The coding region runs from base 49 to 582 and encodes 177 amino acids. The record is from RefSeq and is a predicted model, not a curated record.